This is a messenger RNA of Fusarium venenatum, 1095 nucleotides long. RefSeq lists its product as uncharacterized. Gene Ontology annotation, molecular function: 2-oxoglutarate-dependent dioxygenase activity. NCBI's taxonomy places the organism in Eukaryota, Fungi, Ascomycota, Sordariomycetes, Hypocreales, Nectriaceae. The record is from RefSeq and is a predicted model, not a curated record.
AUGCCAUCAGCAACUCAACUCUACCAGUACAACCACGUCCCUGAGACGAAGGAGAACCUCGAUUGGGCAGACUUGCCAACAAUCGAUCUUUCUCUAUAUGGAACGGAGAGUGGCAACGCAGAGCUUGCCCAGACCCUCAUCGAGGCCAUCCGCACUAAGGGUUUCUUCUAUGUUACCAACUAUGGCAUCUCUCAAGAGGAGGUCGAUACACAGUUUUCCCUAGGCCAGCAGUUCUACGAGCUUCCUUUAGAGGAAAAGGUCAAGUACCAGCCUAACCUAGAAGCAGGUGACUAUAAUGGAUACAGACCUGCUGGUAGACGUGUUCUUAGCGGAGGUAUUAAGGAUAAGACUGAGGUUUGGAAUAUGGCCACGAACGACGGUCGCAUUACUCAGCCUCUUCCUGAGCUCCUCCAAAAGAACAAGACUUUGAUCGAGAACUUCUCCAAAGAUUUACAUGACAAGGUCCUUGACCCACUUCUGCAUCUCAUCGCUAUUGCUCUUGAACUCCCAGAAGACUUCUUUACUAAGCUUCAUCAAUGGAAUGUUCACGAUGAGUCUCACCUUCGAUACAUGAAGUACUCCAAGUUUAGCCCCGAAGAGCGAGAGAAGCUAAGUGAUGGUCUUUGGUCACUGGGUCAUACUGAUCUCGGAACCAUCACUCUCCUCUUCCGUCAACCAGUAGCCGCACUCCAGAUCAAGGACCACAAGUCUGGUGAAUGGAAGUGGGCCAAGCCUCUUGAUGGUAGCUUGACUGUCAACACUUGUGAUGCGUUGAGCUUCUUGACAGGAGGCUACAUCAAGUCGACUGUCCACCGAGUUUCCGCGCCACCCAAGGACCAAGAGCAUGUCGACCGUCUUGGACUUUUGUACUUUGCUCGCCCCCAGAAUGAUCUCGUCCUUAGCACUAUCGAUUCGCCAGUACUCAAGCGUGCUGGAUUUACACAGAACGAGUUCGAGGCAGGAAAUCACAAAGUUCCAACCAUGGGAGAGUUCACAACCUUGAAGCAAACUUGGCAACAGAAGAAGGGCAAGGUUUACAAGGAGGAAGAUGGAGCAGAGAUCCUGCCAGGCUUCCAGGGUAAAUACCAUGCAUAA